AUGCCCCCACAGGACUCCGCGGUCAUGGCCGGAACUCUGACCCAGCACGGCUCCCCGAGCCCCGGCUACACCUCCAACAGCGCGGUGCCGCUGCCGGCCAUCACGCAGACCAACUCCAGGGACAAGUGGAGCAAAAAGAUGGACUUCCUCUUGUCUGUCGUGGGCUUUGCUGUGGACCUCGGAAAUGUUUGGAGGUUUCCUUAUAUUUGCUAUCAAAACGGAGGCGGGGCUUUCCUUAUUCCUUACAUCCUCAUGGCCAUCUUCGGAGGAAUUCCACUCUUUUACAUGGAACUGGCACUCGGACAGUUCCACAGAACCGGAGCCAUAUCAAUAUGGAAACACAUUUGUCCAAUUUUCAAAGGAAUCGGCUAUGCCAUCUGCAUUAUCGCACUCUAUGUGUCCUUCUACUACAACACCAUCAUCGCCUGGGCCCUCUUCUACUUCUACUCCUCCUUCUCCACCAUCUUACCCUGGACCAACUGUGACAACGUCUGGAACACCCCUGACUGCACCAACUACUUCGGCAUGGACAACGUGACUUGGACCAAUUCCUCCAAAUCUCCAGCAGAGGAAUUUUACACGAGGAAUGUUCUUGAGAUCCACAAGUCAUCCGGGCUGAGAAACGUUGGCGGUGUUCGCUGGCAGCUGAUGCUCUGCCUCUUUCUCAUUUUCACCAUAGUUUACUUCAGCCUCUGGAAGGGGGUGAAGACUUCAGGCAAGGUAGUGUGGGUUACCGCCACGCUGCCCUACGUUGUGCUUCUGAUCCUCUUGGUCCGAGGAGCCACCCUGCCAGGAGCCUGGAGAGGAGUGGAGUUCUACCUGAAGCCUCAGUGGGAGAAGCUGCUGGAGACCAGUGUGUGGGUGGAUGCUGCAGCUCAGAUCUUCUUCUCUUUAGGUCCAGGCUUCGGGGUCCUCCUGGCCUUGUCCAGCUACAACCCUUUUAACAACAACUGCUAUCGUGAUGCCAUCGUGACCAGCCUGGUGAACUGUCUGACCAGCUUUGUGUCGGGGUUCGUCAUCUUCACGGUGCUGGGCUACAUGGCAGAGAUGAGGAAGGUCCGGGUGGAGGAUGUAGCCAAAGAUAAAGGGCCAAGUCUGCUCUUCAUCACCUACCCAGAAGCCAUCGCCAACAUGAUGGGCUCCACCUUCUUUGCCAUCAUAUUCUUUGCAAUGAUGAUCACCCUGGGACUGGAUAGCACGUUCGGGGGUCUGGAGGCGAUCAUCACAGCCGUGUUGGACGAAUAUCCAGAUCAAUUAGCCCACAGACGUGAGCUGUUCGUCUUGUGUCUGGUGCUCGUGUGCUUCUUGGGCUCUCUCAGCACCCUAACAAACGGCGGAGCUUACGUGGUGAAACUUCUGGAGGAAUUUGGGGUGGGCAGCUCCAUCAUCGCUGUGGGAUUUCUGGAGGCCAUUGCUGUGUCUUGGUUUUAUGGGAUAAACAGAUUUAGCAACGACGUCCAAGCCAUGCUGGGGAAAGCUCCGGGACUUUUUUGGAAAGUUUGCUGGGUGGUCAUCAGUCCGGCAUUUCUGGCGUAUAUCAUCGUGAGCUCCAUGCUGAAGGCGCCGCCGCUCUCCUUGUUUGACUAUCAGUACCCGGACUGGAGCAUCACUGUGGGAUACAUCGUGGGCUUCUCCUCUUUCAUGUGGAUCCCCAUCUACAUGGUCUACAAGCUGGUGUGGACGCCAGGCUCUCUAAAACAAAGGCUGGCUGUGUGCUUGAGACCAGAGAGGACGCUUCCUGACAUCCCGGCUGACGGACUCAACAUGCCCAUUAUUCCAUAGAAGCACGAAGCUCGACAGGUUUCCUGAGGAAAAGUCACAUUAAUGGAAUUGUAUUAGAAUAGAAAAUAUGGUAAUGUGAAGGCCAUAUAUACUGACACAAUACCUCAAGUGGCGCGGCUUGUCAAAAUUAUUGUUUCCAACUUUCUCAUCGGAGCAGUGCCAUCACCGUUGUCAUAUUGAUGGUCUUCACAGAACUCGGCUUCUGAGGUCAUUUGUUAACAUGCACCGCCAGUUCAGUUGCAUGGGACAUAUUCUGACGUGAGUCUAUGUAUUUUGUGUGCAUGUGAACAGCCUCAUAAUUUAGCUCACAUUCGUGGGGAUCUUUCCGCGACAGUUUUAAGUUUUCACUCUGUUUACAACCAGCUCCGUGGCACUUUGUACAAAUGUUGUGUGUGUUUUGUUAAUGUUACACUGUAAGGAACACUGGGACUCGACUGUUUCCCCUCUUUUCUUAUCGCUGUCGUUUACAUUACCAUCAUCUGUUCUGCAGACCUGCUUACAAAUGAACUGGAGCCGCUGAAGACUUCUGCCAAAAUAUUUCUCCCUCAUUUGUUAUGGAUAUACAGGAAAUGAGGCACUUAAGCUUAAAACGUAUCCUAUUUUCACGUGGAUGAGGCUAAAACUGAGCAGUCUGUAAACAGUCUUCUAUGUCGUCUGCUUACUUUGCCUUAAUUAUUCUCAACAUGUACCAGAUCUGUAAACGUCGUCUCGAUAUUGUGUUCUCUCUGAAUAUAAAGACUGUUCAAAGUUUUCUCCAGAUAUAUACACAGUAAUGGUCGUGUAUUGCAACUUUCACUUCAAGAUAUGGGCCAUGUGUUGAGCAAGUGAUUGUUGCUGUGUGUAUCUUGUACUCAUAAGAUAUUCGAACAUGAA
Molecule: messenger RNA, 2655 nt
Organism: Synchiropus splendidus (mandarinfish)
Lineage: Eukaryota; Metazoa; Chordata; Actinopteri; Syngnathiformes; Callionymidae
Gene: slc6a4b
Product: solute carrier family 6 member 4b
Exons: 13
Coding region: 1-1782 (593 amino acids)
Biological process (GO): sodium ion transmembrane transport; serotonin uptake
Cellular component (GO): membrane; neuron projection
Molecular function (GO): serotonin:sodium:chloride symporter activity; serotonin binding
Source: RefSeq, a predicted model, not a curated record